AUGAGCUGGUUUGCUAUUAGGCGUGCUAAAGGAACCUCAAACGAAGAUAGCCUGACGCCACAUGUGAAUAAAAUAAUUGAAAAGAACUUCGAAGACUCCACUGGCCUUGCAGUUCGUGAAAUAAGUCAAUUCGAAUUCCAAGUCCAAGCACAAGAAGGGGAAUGUUUCACAGUUAGAUUGGUGGAGGGAACUUGCUCAUGUAUGGAAUAUCAACAGCUAGGGAUUCCAUGUGACCAUGCAAUUGCUGCAGCAGCAAGUAUCAAGAUACCAACAAACACUAUGGUUUGCAAAGCUUUCUACGACACUAGUUGGAAAAUUGGGUUUGAGGAGAAGAUUUAUCCGGUUCCAUCAGUCGGUAAUGUGGAAAUAGGAGAUGGUUUUAGAGGAGAAUUGCUUCCACCAGAUGUUAAAUGCCCAACAGGAAGACCAAAGAAAAUCUGCAUUCUGUCUCGUGGAGAAUUCAAGCGUCCUGGAAGAAAGAAUGGUGGGCGUAGAUGCAGUCAUUGUAGCCGCCAGGGACACAACAAGUCGUCUUGUCGUUACCCCAUAUGA
Microthlaspi erraticum is the source of this 552-nucleotide messenger RNA. The record is from the annotation of a GenBank genome assembly. Lineage: Eukaryota; Viridiplantae; Streptophyta; Magnoliopsida; Brassicales; Brassicaceae.